AUGUCGGCCCAGAGGGCAGAACUGAAGAAAACAAACCUGAACAAGAACUACAAGGCAGUUUGCCUGGAAUUGGAGCCAGAGCUGAUCAGAACAUAUGACUACAAAGGAGCUAAACAAGAAGGGCCAUUUACCAAACCAGGAGGGACAAAGGAGCUAAAGAAUGAACUCAGGGAGGUGAGGGAAGAGCUCAAGGAAAAAAUGGAGGAGAUAAAACAGAUAAAAGAUGUAAUGGACCAGGAUUUUGGAAAACUCCAGGAAUUUGUGGAGAUUGUGAAGGAAAUGCAAAAGGAUAUGGAUGAGAAGAUGGAUGUUUUAAUAAAUAUACAGAAGAACAGCAAGCUUCCUCUCAGGAGAGGACCAAAGGAGCAGCAAGAACUCAGGCUUAUAGGAAAGACAGACACAGACCCACAGAUCCGACGGAAGAAAAUGGAUGGAGCUGAUGGAGUACCACUUGCCCUUCACAUAAAGAUGACGGCACUACAACAACCAAAAAGAGAUCCAAUGGAUUCCCUUCACCAAUGUGAUACCUGCUGUGAGCUCUUUAGUAUCUGCCGGCCUUUGGGGGGAACCAAGGUUCGUGAUGAGGAGGGAAAAGUCAAUGCCAACCUCUGUCCAGGAGCCAGUCCUGCUGUGGGCACUGUUGCUUCCCUUUCUUGGAGGAAGGUCUCUCAGCUCACUCAGGGAAAACCAGACCUGUGCCUCUUAAAAGCAUACCCUGACUUGGGACUUAGCCUCUCCAGAGUCUCAGACUGCAUGGGGCACUCCCAGAGCCCCCUGCCCGUCGUGGAGGCCAUGCUCCAGAGUUUUCUACCCCUCCACUCCCCGUCCACACCCCCAGGCCUGCAGCUGCCCUUCUCAGCUCCGUGUUGGCAGCUGAAACAGAAGGCUGUGCUGCCCGCUGCCCUGCACGGUUCCCUGAUGUCCAGAGACCUGCUCAGAAAGUCCGGCCUCGGCGGCUAUGGGCGGGCUGGAGUCGAAGGGCUGGGUCUUUCCUAA
This is a messenger RNA of Lipotes vexillifer (Yangtze River dolphin), 996 nucleotides long. RefSeq names its product testis expressed 35 (gene TEX35). The coding region runs from base 1 to 996 and encodes 331 amino acids. Lineage: Eukaryota; Metazoa; Chordata; Mammalia; Artiodactyla; Lipotidae. The record is from RefSeq and is a predicted model, not a curated record. Gene Ontology annotation, cellular component: nucleus. The transcript is spliced from 10 exons.